This is a messenger RNA of Podospora anserina S mat+, 816 nucleotides long. RefSeq lists its product as uncharacterized. The annotation marks the transcript as partial. The transcript has a single exon. Lineage: Eukaryota; Fungi; Ascomycota; Sordariomycetes; Sordariales; Podosporaceae. The record is from RefSeq and is a predicted model, not a curated record.
UUUCUCCAAGGACCAAAGUUUGGGCAAUUGUUGAAAGGGUUGGUGGACAAGGGACUAUUCGUCACGGUUGUCCUAGACUGUUGCUUCUCUGGUAGCUUCUAUCGUGAUGAUGACCUCGAAGUCCGAUUCGUUCCUUUCAGCCAUUUCGCGACGACCAAGGAGACUGGGGAAGGGUCAGUACGGGAUGACAUACAGCCAUCAACAAUAAUCCGCGAUGCGUUGAUGCAGGACAACUGGCUCUUGAAUCCCACGGGGUAUUCUGUUAUGACUGCAAGCGGCCCGCACGAGAAAGCCCAUGAGUUCGAAUUUCCUGAUGGAUUUCACCAUGGAGUCCUUUCAUACUCUCUGUUCAAGGCUCUCCAGGAGUAUGGUGGACUCGGGAAAAGGCAACGGGACAUGUACAGCUAUGUGAGGGCCAAGGUGCGGGAGUACUGUUCACGACAAAGUCCCGAACUUUAUGGAAGCAAGCAUCGGUCUUUCUUCGAACAUUCCGCCUCUACGACGAAUAUGAACACCUCAGAAUUUGUUACAAUUACGAGGCUGUCGGACAAGACUCUCCAGAUACAUGGCGGGCGAGCUCAUGGAAUUUGUAUAGGAGAUGAGUUUAGCAUCUGUCCUCCAUUUACGGAGAGGGACGGCCCGAUCCAAGAUCAUGUGUCAGGCAGGGUCAUCGGGACCGCUAACAUCAUUACUUCAGCCAGAUCGAGGUUAUACUGCCCAAACUGGAUGGUUUGCAGUUCCCCGCACGAGAGUCGCACUUCGAAGGUUUGCCAUAGGGGUCCCCAACAGUCUCCCAUGCCAGUAUCAAUGGACUAA